This is a messenger RNA of Acanthosepion pharaonis, 1146 nucleotides long. NCBI's taxonomy places the organism in Eukaryota, Metazoa, Mollusca, Cephalopoda, Sepiida, Sepiidae. The record is from the annotation of a GenBank genome assembly.
AUGGUUAACGUUUUGCUUAUUUUUUUUCUUUUUCUUUUUCUUCUUCUUCUUCUUCUUCUUCUUCUUCUUCUUCUUCACCUCCUCCUUCUUCUUCUUUUUCUCCUCCUCCUCCUUCUUCUUCUUCUUCUUCUUCUUUUUAUUCCACGGCUUCCAUUUUUUAUAUUCAUCGUUGUCUUCUUUUCUCCUCCUCCUUCUCCUUCUUCUUCUUCUCCUUUUCCUCCUUCUUCUUCUUCUCCUUUUCCUCCUUCUUCUUUUUCUUCUAUAUGCCGCAUACCUUCAGUACAUAAGCGAUCAUGUAUUUUCACCUUUCAUUCUUUCUUUCUUUUUCGUCAUCUUUCCGUCUUUUUAUUUUUAUUCAUUUCGUUUUUAAUUUUUUCAUUUCUUCAUUCAACUGCUACGUUUUUCUGUAUAGUUAUACGGGUUUCUUUUUCUUUAUUUCUCACUAUCUAUCUAUCUAUCUAUCUAUCUAUUUAUUCUAGACUCUUUCUUUCUCUCUUUUGUUCAUUCUUUUCUGUUCGCUUUCUAAUUCAUUGUUGUCCUUUUUGUCUUUAUUUCUUUCAUUCUUUCUUUCAAUUGAUGAUGAUUUUCUUUUCUCGACAUGCUUGUUUCUUUCUUUCUUUCUUUCUUUCUAUAAUAUAUUCAUUUGAUUUUUUUCUUUCUUUCUUUCUUUCUUUCUUUCUUUCUUUCUUUCUUUCUUUUGUCUCUCAUCCUUCCUUCAUCCUCCCUCCCUCACUUCUUUCUUUCUUUCUUUCUUUCUUUCUUUCUUUCUUUCUUUCUUUCUUUCUUUCUAUAAUAUAUUCAUUUGAUUUUUCUUUCUUUCUUUCUUUCUUUCUUUCUUUCUUUCUUUCUUUCUUUCUUUUCUUUUUUCUUUUGUCUCUCAUCCUUCCUUCAUCCUCCCUCCCUCACUUCUUUCUUUCUUUCUUUCUUUUCUUUCUUUCUUUCUUUUCUUUCUUUUCUUUCUUUCUAGUAAUAUAUUUAUUUGAUUUUUUGUUUGUUUGUUUCUUCUGUCAUCCUCCUUCCUUCCUUCCUUCCUUCCUUCCUUCCUUCCUUCCUUCCUUCCUUCCUUCCUUCCCUGUUUCUUUUGUCUCUUUGUCCUUUUCUUUCUUUUUUCUUUCUUUCUUUCUUUCUUUCUUUAUAUUCAUUUAA